AUGCCCUGCUUCAAAGGGCUUGCCGUGAGCAUCCACACGCCGGAUGGCCCGAUCUCCGAAUAUUCCAUUCAACGACAUUCUCGAGCUUCGCGCAUAGGUUGCUUCAUUCCGGUUCCUCCGCCCAAAAUUCCCGAAUCUGGGACCGGCAAAGCGGAACAAUCAACCUUCGCCAUUUCCGUCACCCUCCUAAACCCUGAGCAAGAUGUUCCGUACUCGACCCCAAAGCCGACGGCAGAUUGCCCCUCGCCGAAACCAAAAGUGGUCGGCAAAUUGCCCGGUGAGCCAGGUCAAACCGCCGGGACGGUCGCACCAUACCAGGGCUUGACGAACUCGCCGAACGAGACAGUGGCAGCAUACAUCUACUUUGACGGAAGACAGAAGGAGGAAGUGGCUACACUAUUGCGACGAGGAGAAGAGACAUGGGUGAAUUCACGCUGGGUCAGCAUUCCGGAAAGCGAAGGCGGGGGAAUUGCCGAACGGGAAUUCUUGUUCCGCGAGGUCGGUCUGGAGCGCUGGCUCAACGGAUUGGACCUGGAAGGCAAGGAUGCCGCAGCCAAGAUUGAACGCAGGCGACAGAAGAUGGAGAAACGACGUGCAAAGCGCGCCGCUGAGGAGGAUCCGACUGCUAUGGAAAUGGAGGACAACCAUCCUGCCAAGUCCAAGACCAUUAUGCGAUACGGAAAUGACGAGAAGUCGCCCCUCGAGGAUGUUUCAGACGACGACCUGUCCUCCGACUCUGAUGACGACGAUCCAAUCCCCGAAACAGCGGGCCAGAUUAAGGUUGCUUUGUUCCGAGUUUUGGCAUCUGGAGAAAUCAAGCGGGGCGAGUACUCCCCGCAGUUUGAUGCGCACGACGAUGAGGAGGGUGGCCAGGAUAAUAGUGGCGGAGACGCCGAUGUUGAUCAUACCACAAGCUUCGCCAAGCCUAAGUCCCUCGACCCGAAGACCAUUAGUACGCAGACUGUUACUGGUAUUGACCCAAGUGAUAAACCAUACGCUGUCUUCACUUUCAUGUACCGUGGUGAACGUCAAUUGCAGAAGAUGGGUAUCUUGAAAGAUCCCAAGGUGCAAGAGACUCCUGCUGCCACCAAGCGCAAGUCUAUACAAGCUGAUUUUGCAAACCUCGGCCCUAUCAAGCCUGGGGGCUCUGUUGGAUUCCUUAAUUUCCGGGAGAACGAAGCCAAGCCGCGGAAGGGCAAGAAGAGCGUCGAUGACAUGGAUAGCGAUGACGACGACACCGACAACCCCAUACUUGGCAAGGCAGACGACGACGAAGCCAAGGAUGACGAUCGGUUCUUGUCUCCCGAUGACAUUCAACGCCAAGGAGAGCUGGCGGAGAGCCUGCGGAAGAUUCGACUCAAGCGUCAGCACUCCGCUGAACCACCUGGGGGCAGUGUCGGUGACUCGAUUGAUACCCCGGCUUCUGGAUCUGGAUCCACACCUCCUGCAAAUGAGCGCUCGACAACACCGCCGAAGGCUGCCGCAACUGGAUCUGCAGGUGGGCUCUCCGAGCCGUCUCAGCCAGCUGCCGAACCAGAAGAUGGCCUUUUUGGUAGUCCACUGAAGAAACAGCGGGCGAGUGUCUCGACUGCAGAUGAGAAUGCCCUUAGACGCCGGAUCGCAGAAUCGUCUGGUAGAAUCAAUGAAGUUCUGGGCUCUUCUGCUCCAACGGAAUCAACUUUGACCAGUCCGAAGAUCUUCGCAGACGGCUUCAGUCUUGCACCCGAUCUUUCUGCCGGACCUCCAGAAAAUGACGAGGAGCUGUAA
This is a messenger RNA of Penicillium egyptiacum, 1767 nucleotides long. NCBI's taxonomy places the organism in Eukaryota, Fungi, Ascomycota, Eurotiomycetes, Eurotiales, Aspergillaceae. The record is from the annotation of a GenBank genome assembly.